Molecule: messenger RNA, 320 nt
Organism: Aspergillus uvarum CBS 121591
Lineage: Eukaryota; Fungi; Ascomycota; Eurotiomycetes; Eurotiales; Aspergillaceae
Exons: 1
Coding region: 13-303 (96 amino acids)
Source: RefSeq, a predicted model, not a curated record
UGGGAAGACAAUAUGUUGGCUGUCAUCAAGGGGGAAGCAUAUUUGCUCAGAUGCACGCAUUAUUUCAAUUCCCCGCUGAACUACAGCUGGCUAACCAUACUUGACAUGCAGCUGAUUCCGUUCCUGAUCGAACAACAUCGCAAGGGGUAUUUACCAUUGGAGAAGAUUGUCACCUACUAUCCUGUUGGCCGAUUCCUUCAAGCACUUAAAGACUUAAAGGAUGGCAAGGUAGUCAAGGCUGUUUUGAAGUGGGAAGGGGGAGAUUCAGAAAACACCGAUGCACAAUCACUAGGAAGACUGUGACUGGCUUUGAAAACAAG